Molecule: messenger RNA, 1089 nt
Organism: Solanum dulcamara
Lineage: Eukaryota; Viridiplantae; Streptophyta; Magnoliopsida; Solanales; Solanaceae
Exons: 6
Coding region: 167-829 (220 amino acids)
Source: RefSeq, a predicted model, not a curated record
CCCGUGAGACAACUCACACUACGCGUUCCCCAAACCCACGCCUAUAAAAAUUCAGGCACGACGUCCUUUGUCCUUCACUCUAUAUAUUCCUCCUAUACUUGCGCAACUUUUCUCUAAAUUUACAAAACAGAGUCCUUAUAUAUAUAUAUAUAUAUUUGUUGCUAAAAUGGGAAGUGAAGGUACCAUUCAGAGGAAACCCAGAUUUCUUUGCCUUCAUGGGUUUCGAACAAGUGGAGCAAUUCUUAAGAAACAAAUUUUUGAUAAAUGGCCAACUCAAGUGGUGGACAAAUUAGAUCUUGUUUUUGUUGAUGCACCUUUCCCCUCUCAGGGAAAAUCUGAAGUUGAAGGCAUCUUUGACCCUCCCUAUUACGAGUGGUUCCAAUUCAAUAAGGAAUUUACGGAGUAUGAGAAUUUUGAUAAAUGUCUUGAAUACAUAGAAGAAUGUAUGAUUAAGCAUGGACCUUUCGACGGUCUUCUUGGUUUCUCCCAGGGGGCAAUUCUUUCUGGAGCAUUAUCUGGAUUGCAGGAUAAGGAAGUGGGACUUACAAAGGUGCCAAAAAUAAAAUAUCUGAUAAUAAUUGGAGGUGCUAAAUUUCAGAAUAAAUCAGUGGCCGAAAAAGCUUAUUCAUCAGCAAUUACAUGCCCUUCUCUUCACUUCUUAGGUGAGCAAGAUUACCUAAAGAAGUAUGGGAUAGAACUGUUGGAAUCAUGUGUUGAUCCAGUGGUCGUUCAUCAUCCUAAGGGCCACACUAUACCAAGAUUUGAUGAGAAAGGAUUAGAGUCCAUGCUUAGUUUCAUUGAGAAGGUGCAAGCAGAGAUUAACAAGUGAACAAGUUUUGAUAAACCUUUUUUUGUUUGUGGUAGUUCCUCGUUUGGGACAAUAUAAUUUCCACCUAUUUUUUUUUUUUUUUUAAAAAUAAAAUUACUCAGAAUAAUUAGUUUUUUACAAUGUAGGAAUGAAAAUUGAAAAAUACUAGGCCUUAUUAGAAAGCUACAGAAGUAUGGCCAUGCUAUUGUAUUUACGGCAGUAUGUCAUUCGAUUAUUUUUAAAUCUUUAUCAGUUCAAACUUUUAGAUAUUUUUCUUGCAA